Messenger RNA from Helianthus annuus (common sunflower), 1449 nucleotides. Its product is annotated as protein FAR1-RELATED SEQUENCE 5-like. Bases 1 to 1449 code for a protein of 482 amino acids. Gene Ontology annotation, biological process: regulation of DNA-templated transcription. Lineage: Eukaryota; Viridiplantae; Streptophyta; Magnoliopsida; Asterales; Asteraceae. Gene Ontology annotation, molecular function: nucleic acid binding; zinc ion binding. The record is from RefSeq and is a predicted model, not a curated record. The transcript is spliced from 6 exons.
AUGUCUAAGCUGAAUUUGGGUCAUGUCAAGGCGUUUAAUGUUAUGAAGACUUGUUUUGGCGGUUUUGAAGAUGUGGGCGCAAGCAAGGUUGAAUUUAAGAACUAUAAGAGGCAAAUUAACUUGUUCAUAGGGGAAUAUGACGCUGAUAUGGUUGUGAAACAUUUGAAUGAAAAAAAACAUUCCCAGCCUAAUUUCUCGUAUGAUUACAUCACAGACGAAGAGAAUCGUUUGAAGGGUCUUUUUUGGUGUGACGAUCAAGCCAAACGUAAUUACCACGUGUUUGGUGAUGUGAUUUCGUUUGACGCCACGUAUCAUUCCAACAAAUACUCUAUGGUGUUUGUACCAUUCACUGGUAUAGACAAUCAUCACUGCAUUGUUACAUUUGGUGCAACAUUGUUGGCGUCGGAAACUGCUGAUACGUAUAUUUGGUUGUUAAGAGUUUUUCUAAAAGCCGUUGGUUCUCAACCAAAAGUUGUUGUCACUGACCAAGAUCCAACGAUGAAGAAGGCUAUUUCUGUUGUUGGUGUUAGGCUAUGCAAUUCCACCAAUUUUAAAGAACGUAUUUGUGGUGUUGUGUGGACGGAUAUUCUCACACCUGAAGAGUUUGAAUCAGAAUGGGAAGCGGUUAUUGCAGAAUUCAAUUUAGAAGAUAAGGACUGGCUAUCAGAUAUUUUUGCACUUAGGGAAUCUUGGAUCCCUGCAUACUAUAGAAUGGAGCAUAUGUCUGCUGAGCUUAUUGGAGUUGCGGAUUGCAUAAAUCAACGUUACGAAGAUCAGCCUGAUGGGUUUGUUAAGUUUUACGUAAAUGACUUCAAACAGCUUUACAAACAUUCUAUGCAUGGCGUUAUAGAGAUAUUGUUUUUGGCGUUUUUCAGACAUAUAUUCUAUGUUUUGAGACUUGUGGACAUUACGGAAUUCCCAAAACAAUACAUUCUGAAUAGAUGGCGCAAAGAGGCCUCCCCAAACUGCUCUCCUGAAUGCUCAAUUAGUCGUGAAUAUAUGACCGAGCUUGAUCCUGAUGUGCAAAGUAUGAUGCGAGGUAUUAUUUAUUCAACCGAAUACACUUUGAACCGUUUAUCUAGUAAUAAAGAGGAGCUAUCCUUAUACAAGGAUCAUGUUCAAUCUUAUAUGAAGAAGGUUCAAGAUAUGCAGAUUGUUGCUCCUCCCGCUAGUUCUAGGGAUAGAUUUGCUGAGAUAACUGGUCAAUAUAAAAACGACAAGAAACCGAUAAGAGUCCCUGUAGGUUAUAAAUCCAAAGGUUCUGGUUCUCGGAUGCGCCUGAAAUCUAAACAGGAGAUAGCAAUCGACAAAAAGAAAUCAAAGUCGAAACCUGGGGCCAAAGAAAGACAGUGUCAGAACUGCAAAGCCUAUGGACACUACGCAUCAACAUGCAAACAGGCCGUGAUUAAAAGAAGAUCGACAAGGUCUUCGAGAGAUAGUGAAGAGUAG